AUGGCGAUGUUGCCGCCUUUAGCUCCACUCCCUCCACCAGAGGUACAAAGGUCCAUCCCUUCUAGAGAAUGGGAACUAUAUCUAGAUGCAUGGACCCUUCUACUAGGAGCUCGCUUAGAGACUUCAGAAACUGUGUUCAAGGGGUCAGCCCCGAACGAUGAAUCAGCGGUGCGUUUCUUGACUUCAUUCUACCACCAGCUCGCCACAUCUGGGGGCCAUGCCUUUCAGUCUGGAGCAAAGACUCGGACACUGAGAAAGCUCUGCUUCCUCCUCACGAGGAGACUCGUGCUAGAGGUCACACCGCCGCCGUCUGAGCUUCUAGGAUGGACCUAUCUCAGUGAGAUGAGCUGCUGCUAUCCCUCGAGCUCGGCAUUGAAGAAGCUCCUGUCUGAUGCUUGGAUAAAACAUGAGAAUGUGAUUACAUCGAGCCUUGAGAAAGGAAAAGCGCAAAUUAUUGCGCAGCUUUCUGUACCAGACUCCAGCAGCAUCUCCACAGCUGUCUCUGAUAUCCGUCUAAUGACCAUUCUCGCGUCUUCGCUGCCGGACUGUGGGCAUGUACUCAUGGCGGGCUCUGACUUUCUGGAUACUCUUGCAGAGGCAUACCAGACGCACAAACCAGAGGGUAUUCGCAAGUCCUUGGUUGCCAAUGUCUACGUUGGCUUAACCUCACUUCUGAAAGGCACAAAACCGAACCUUACUCUUCUCCUGGACCAGCUGUUCGGCUUGAAAGCUAGUGUUGGUGUGGGAACUCCAAGAAUGAAGAACGAGCCUACGCUUCUGUCAGAUGUUAUCUGCAGUUCCGACCUUCUAGCACGGCUCGAAAGAUACCUGAACGUGCAGCCCCAGAAACGGGGACACGACCUCGUCACAAGCCUCCGCGCUUAUCAAACCGAGUCGAAGUCAUUCCAUCACCGAUAUCAAAAACCAAAGAAACGGGACGACAAAGGAAAAGGUCGAGCAUCGGACCUCGCAGUACCUGAAGAGGUACACGCUCAUAGGAUGUCUCUUGUCAGCCAAAUCCAAGACCUCUUCCCAGACCUCGGAUCUGGCUACGUCGUCAGGUUGCUGGACCACUAUGGUGACAACCCCGAAACAAUCAUUGCGCACCUUCUUGAUGCCUCCAUUCCACCUGAACUCCAAGAUAUAGACAAAUCAGAGCAACUCCCUCCUAUCCCAGCCACACAACGUGAUUCGCUCCCUUUGAGACCAACAGCUGCUUCAUUCUCACCCCCAGAACCCCGGCGAAACGUCUUCGACAAAGAGGUUGACCUCGCCGAACUCGCCCGCUCUACAGAUAACAACGCCCUCCGAUUCGGCCGAGCAAACCCCAGCCAAACAGCCGACGACGUCCUGGCUGAUCGCAGCAACCAUGCCGCCAACAAAGCAGCCAUCAUCUCCGCACUCGCAGCGUUCGACUCUGACGACGACGAACGCGACGACACCUAUGACGUCGCCGACGUUGGAGGUACCGUAGACGCUGCAGGCGACGGCACGGCAGAAGAUCGCAAAUUCACAUCUACGGACGAACUAGACCUGACUCUCCUGCGCGCCUACAAAUCCACCCCGGCGCUCUUCGCCAGGGACUCAUCAACACGCCGCUCUCAGGCCCGCGAUGCCCUCAAGCGCGAAUCUGGACUAACAGACGAAGCAAUCGAGGGCUGGGCGGUCAUGCUAAACCGCGAUCCUAAACGACUGGCCAGGCUGGAGAGCAAACUCGCUCUUUCUGCUGGUGGUGGGUUCACCCCUGGCGUUGUGGGCGGGCUGUCUCAGCCUGAGAUCCCGUCAACUUCGUACCGACGGCACAAGGGUGAUGAAUUAGAGAACGGAAGUGAAGGACAAUCGUCCGCGUCUCAAGUACAUGUAAGGGGCGGCUCUGCGCGUGGCAGUGGGCGCGGAGGUGGAGGGGGCGGACCUCGUGGGAGGGGUCGAGGCGGCGGUGGUAGGGGAGGAGGAGGAGGUGGUGGUAGGGGAGGAGGAGGAGGUGGUGGUGGAGGGCCAUCUGGAGACCAGAAUCCAGCUGCCUCACGACAGAGAAAGGAAGAGAACAAGGCGAGCCGGGCAAACCAUAAUCGGCGGCAGCAGAGAGCUAAGAAGGUCGCAAGGGCUGGGGGGAUGGUUGGAUAG
Molecule: messenger RNA, 2124 nt
Organism: Aspergillus mulundensis
Lineage: Eukaryota; Fungi; Ascomycota; Eurotiomycetes; Eurotiales; Aspergillaceae
Product: ASCC2 family CUE domain-containing protein
Exons: 1
Coding region: 1-2124 (707 amino acids)
Molecular function (GO): ubiquitin binding
Source: RefSeq, a predicted model, not a curated record